AUGCUAUUCUCAAUGGAAUCUAUACUAUCUUCCAAGCCUAAAAAAGACUUGGAACUUCCGCCAAAGUUGGAUCCAGAAAUCACCACCAACGAAGAAGGGACACCUCCACGGAGCAAUACUAGGCUUUCGGAGCCAUCGACGUCUUCAGAAGACAAUUUGGUGAAGGUUGAAGCUGAAAGUAGAAAGAGGAGUAGGUCUCUGGGAGAUGAUCCAGCCGAAGAUGAUGAUGAGCCUGUCAGGAAAUCAGCUAAAAGGAAUAAUUCGACUUCUACCACUGCCGAAAGUUCUUCAGAUGAUCAGAGUGGGAAAGAUGAGAAAGAAGAAGAUGACGACGAUGAAGAUUCAUCUGUUCCACCUACCUCUAUGUCUGGCCACCGAAAAAGUAGCCACUCGAAACCACCGUUCUCCUACAUUGCUCUCAUUUCAAUGUCAAUUAUCAAUUCACCCGAGAAGAAACUGACGCUCUCUGAGAUUUGCGAUUACAUCAUGAACCGCUUCGAGUACUACAAGGAAAAGUUCCCAGCGUGGCAAAACUCGAUUCGACACAAUUUGAGUCUCAAUGAUUGCUUCGUAAAAGUGCCACGGGGACCAGGAAAUCCAGGAAAAGGAAACUAUUGGACACUGGAUCCAAACAGUGAAGACAUGUUUGACAAUGGAUCGUUUUUGCGAAGAAGGAAGAGAUUCAAAAAGACGUCCGAUGACUAUCCGGUGCUACCCCACAAUACGAUGCCUUACCCUUCAUUUAUGCCCCCAGGAAUGGUCCUCCCUCCCCGUAUGAUGUAUCCAAUACCAACAAUUCCAAUGAUGGCUCCACCUCAUCCGAUGAACCCUCGAAACAUGCCUGCAUUCUACCUUCCUCCCCCAAUCGAUAGUCAAAAACUUUUAUCCAUGAUGGCUGCUAGAGCCAUGCCAAGUGAUUCUCCUUCUAAUUCAAGUCAGAAGAGAUCCUCAUUGAAUUCGUCCCCCAAUGAGAAUGGAACUUCACCGAGAUCCGAGUGA
Caenorhabditis briggsae is the source of this 999-nucleotide messenger RNA. RefSeq names its product Protein CBR-UNC-130 (gene Cbr-unc-130). The transcript has 3 exons. The record is from RefSeq and is a predicted model, not a curated record. The coding region runs from base 1 to 999 and encodes 332 amino acids. Gene Ontology annotation, molecular function: RNA polymerase II cis-regulatory region sequence-specific DNA binding; DNA-binding transcription factor activity, RNA polymerase II-specific. Gene Ontology annotation, biological process: regulation of transcription by RNA polymerase II; cell differentiation; anatomical structure morphogenesis. Lineage: Eukaryota; Metazoa; Nematoda; Chromadorea; Rhabditida; Rhabditidae.